CAUGGCGCUGCCCAGACCGGCCCGCCGACGUCGACGCCUGUCGGCCUCUUCGUCUCCCUCGCACGCAACCGAUCGGCGCGCACGGAAGGUCUUGGUAUCCAGGGCAGUCCCACAGCGUACGUCUACCAGCAAUCGGGUGGCACGAGAAGAGAAAACCAACAAUCAUGAUCGUCAUCGUCAUCGAAGUGGUGGUGGCGCGGCAACGGCAUAACCGCCAUGGCUGGCCCCUCGGACACCCGUCGCAUCCAAUGGAGCCGGCGGCUCUCUGUGGCCGCGGCCUGCCUGGCGGGAAUGCUGGUGCUCGCCUGUCUGGCGUCCGCCUUCAUCCCGCCGCCGUCGCCGGGAAGCCGCCGCCCCCCUGCCGCGCGGGUACCUGCGGACGCGCCGGCAGCGCCCCUUCGGACCCCGAGGCGACCCCUGCUGCGCUUCUGCACGUCGGCGCAGUGCCAACGGGAAGGACAGCGGCUGAACAGUUCGAUCGCGUGGAACCAGAACCCGUGCCGCGACCCCUACCGCUACGCAUGUGGCCGCGCCGCUCACAGCCAGGCGGCAGAUCUACGAAGAGGAGACGAGCGCCGCCUCAGCGCGCUGCUGUCCUCGACAGUGGCGCCACGGAGCAGGCAGACUGUGACUGAGAAAGCGGCCGCCCUCUACCAGGGCUGCCUGAAGACGGAGCUGCUGACGGCUCAGAGCAGCGACGCCUGGUGGGCGGUGGCGCAACGUUUGGGUGUGUCCCAGUUCCCGCUGCCGCUGGACCGGGAGCCCCCCGUGGCGCCCGAGCUGCUGGCCGGACACCUGCUGCGGCAUCUCGGCUUGGGGCCCCUGGUCGCCCUUCGACUGGGCACCCCGCCCGGAAAUCGCUCGGCAGUCGCCAUAUACGUGGAACCCCCUUCGACGGCUGCCAGCUGGCGCUGGAACGAGACGGCGUCCGGGCUGCAGGCGCUGACUCGACGAUCUCCGGACGGCCAAGUGGUCCGGGCCCUGGUCGAGCUGGACCGCACCGUGGCGCGCACUGCGGCCAAGGCCAGCCCACCCGUGGCCGCCUACGUGCCACGCUACCGCACCAUACGCAUCUUCAGCCUGCCCCAACACGCGAAGUGGCGCUGGCGGGAGGUGUUCUCUGCGCUGCUGGAAGACCUGGUAGCACCCCAGACGGUCAGCCUGGUGCUCACGGCGCCGGGCUACGUGGAGGAGGCGGCGCCGCUGUUGGCCGACGCCAGGCCCGCCGCGGUGCACAACUACCUCGCCUGGCGACUCGCGCUCGAGCUGGCUCCGCUGCUGCCCGUGCUGCCGGCAUCUGUGCUGCUCGCGGCAGACGGCGCCCAGCAGCGCCCCGAGCGGCGAUGCCUGCGGGAGCUGCGCGGCCUCAUGGAGCACGCGGCCACGGCGCUCCUAGCGCCGCAGCCGGGACCACAGGGUCGCACGGCUGCGCGCGACGUCCUAGCAGCGGCCACGGACCAGCUGAAGCGCCAGCUGGUCGACUACAUGUGGAUCGCCGAGUCGGUGAGCCAGCGGGCCGUGCAGAAGCUGAACGCGCUGCAGGCGCACCUGCUGUACCCUCCUUUCGUCGAAGACAAGAUGGUGCUCGAGCAGAUCUACCGCCAGGUUCCCGACGUCGGCGGCGACAACCCCGUGCUGCUCGAUUGGUUCCGCGCCCGCUCCGCGGUCAUGCUCAAGCGCUGGAAGGCGCUCGCCGGCAAAGGGUUGCCUCCGCUGUGGGAUGUACCAUACAUGGAGCCGGCCGUGCACUACUUCGCCGACUCCAACGAGCUGGUGGUGCCCGUGGGAGUGCUCCGUGAACCCAUCUUCUCGCCACCCGGCAAUGCCCUGCCUUUGGACGUCGCACGCUUCGGGUUCCAACUGGCCCGCCAACUUGCGCAGGCCGUUCUGUACCGCGGUGCCUUCCACGAUGAAUCCGGUGCGCUGAGCUUCUGGUGGGAACGUGGCAGCUUUGUGCGGUUGCAUCACGCCGAGCACUGCCUGGCGCGCCACCAUGCAGCAGACCCAGCCGAGGCAGUGCUCGAUCAAGUAGCGCUGCAGGCAGCUUACGCGGUAUGUUUCACACACACAAAUUGGCUCUUAGACAACAGUCCUGCAUGUUUUUACUGGCCACCAGAAAUAACAAUAAAAAAAUGCACAUGCAGCUGUACAAGCAGCGGCAGCAGGGCAGCCCUGGUCUCCAACUAGCUGCACUGCCGCACGCG
Dermacentor andersoni is the source of this 2204-nucleotide messenger RNA. Its product is annotated as neprilysin-1-like. Gene Ontology annotation, biological process: protein processing. Lineage: Eukaryota; Metazoa; Arthropoda; Arachnida; Ixodida; Ixodidae. Gene Ontology annotation, cellular component: plasma membrane. The record is from RefSeq and is a predicted model, not a curated record. Gene Ontology annotation, molecular function: metalloendopeptidase activity.